GCGCAGUACGCAGGGCCGGCUCUCAGCGCCAGAAGGAAGCGUUCGCCGUGAUCCCAGCGGCUGCGCCGGGGUAUGCGGUACCGGCUAACGUGGCUGCUGCACCCCGCGCUACCCAACACCUUCCGCUCCGUCCUUGGCUCCCGCCUGCCCUCCUCGGAGCGUCGCUGUGGUUUCCAAAAAAAGACUUACAGCAAAAUGAAUAAUCCUGCUAUCAAGAGAAUAGGAAAUCACAUUAUCAAAUCUCCUGAAGACAAGCGAGAAUACCGUGGACUAGAGCUGGCCAAUGGUAUCAAAGUACUUCUCAUCAGUGAUCCCACCACGGAUAAGUCAUCAGCAGCACUUGAUGUACACAUAGGUUCAUUGUCAGAUCCUCCAAAUAUUGCUGGCUUAAGUCAUUUUUGUGAACAUAUGCUUUUUUUGGGAACAAAGAAAUACCCUAAAGAAAAUGAAUACAGCCAGUUUCUCAGUGAGCAUGCAGGAAGUUCAAAUGCCUUUACCAGUGGAGAGCAUACCAAUUACUAUUUUGACGUUUCUCAUGAACAUCUAGAAGGUGCCCUAGACAGGUUUGCACAGUUUUUCCUGUGCCCCUUGUUUGAUGAGAGUUGUAAAGACAGAGAAGUGAAUGCAGUUGAUUCAGAGCAUGAGAAGAAUGUGAUGAAUGAUGCCUGGAGACUCUUCCAGUUGGAAAAAGCUACAGGGAAUCCCAAACACCCCUUCAGCAAAUUCGGGACAGGUAACAAAUAUACUCUAGAGACUCGACCCAACCAAGAAGGCAUCGAUGUAAGACAAGAGCUACUGAAGUUCCAUUCUACUUAUUAUUCCUCCAACUUAAUGGCUAUUUGUGUUUUGGGCCGAGAAUCUUUAGAUGACUUAACUAAUCUUGUGGUAAAGUUAUUUUCUGAAGUAGAGAAUAAAAAUGUCCCAUUGCCAGAAUUUCCUGAGCACCCUUUCCAAGAAGAACAUCUUAAACAACUUUAUAAAAUAGUGCCCAUUAAGGAUAUUAGGAAUCUUUAUGUAACAUUUCCCAUACCUGACCUUCAGAAAUACUAUAAAUCAAAUCCUGGUCAUUAUCUUGGUCAUCUGAUUGGGCAUGAAGGUCCUGGAAGUCUGUUAUCAGAACUUAAAUCAAAGGGCUGGGUAAAUACCCUGGUUGGUGGACAGAAGGAAGGAGCUCGAGGUUUUAUGUUUUUUAUCAUUAAUGUGGACUUAACUGAGGAAGGAUUAUUACAUGUUGAAGAUAUAAUUUUGCACAUGUUUCAAUACAUUCAGAAGUUACGUGCAGAAGGACCUCAAGAAUGGGUUUUCCAAGAGUGCAAGGACUUGAAUGCUGUUGCUUUUAGGUUUAAAGAUAAAGAGAGGCCACGAGGCUAUACAUCUAAAAUUGCAGGAAUAUUACAUUAUUAUCCCCUAGAAGAAGUACUCACAGCUGAAUAUUUACUGGAAGAAUUUAGACCUGACUUAAUAGAGAUGGUUCUUGAUAAGCUCAGACCAGAAAAUGUCCGGGUUGCAAUAGUUUCCAAAUCUUUUGAAGGAAAAACUGAUCGCACAGAAGAAUGGUAUGGGACCCAAUACAAACAGGAAGCUAUACCAGAUGAAGUCAUUAAGAAAUGGCAAAACGCUGACCUAAAUGGGAAAUUUAAACUUCCAACAAAGAAUGAAUUUAUUCCUACAAAUUUUGAGAUUGUAUCAUUAGAAAAAGAAGCAACAGCAUACCCUGCUCUUAUUAAGGAUACAGCUAUGAGCAAACUAUGGUUCAAACAAGAUGAUAAGUUUUUCUUGCCAAAGGCUUGUCUCAACUUUGAAUUUUUCAGCCCAUUUGCUUAUGUGGACCCUUUGCACUGUAACAUGGCCUAUUUGUACCUUGAGCUCCUCAAAGACUCACUCAACGAGUAUGCAUAUGCAGCAGAGCUAGCAGGCUUGAGAUAUGACCUCCAAAAUACCAUCUAUGGGAUGUAUCUUUCAGUGAAAGGUUAUAAUGACAAGCAGCCAAUUUUGCUAAAGAAGAUCACUGAGAAAAUGGCUACCUUUGAGAUUGAUAAAAAAAGAUUUGAAAUUAUCAAAGAGGCGUAUAUGCGGUCUCUCAACAAUUUCCGAGCUGAACAGCCUCACCAGCAUGCCAUGUACUACCUCCGCUUGCUGAUGACUGAAGUGGCCUGGACUAAAGAUGAGUUAAAAGAAGCCCUGGAUGAUGUCACUCUUCCUCGCCUUAAGGCCUUCAUACCUCAGCUUCUGUCACGGCUGCACAUUGAGGCCCUUCUCCAUGGAAACAUAACAAAACAGGCUGCAUUAGGAAUCAUGCAAAUGGUCGAAGACACCCUUAUUGAAUAUGCUCACACCAAACCUCUUCUUCCAAGUCAGCUGGUUCGAUAUAGAGAAGUUCAGCUCCCUGACAGAGGAUGGUUUGUUUAUCAGCAGAGGAAUGAAGUUCAUAAUAACUGUGGCAUCGAGAUAUACUACCAAACAGACAUGCAGAGCACCUCGGAGAACAUGUUUCUAGAACUUUUCUGUCARAUUAUCUCUGAGCCUUGCUUCAAUACCCUGCGUACAAAGGAGCAGCUGGGUUACAUUGUCUUCAGUGGGCCACGUCGAGCUAAUGGUAUACAGGGCUUGCGCUUCAUCAUCCAGUCAGAAAAGCCACCACACUACCUAGAAAGCAGAGUGGAAGCUUUCUUAAUUACUAUGGAAAAGUCCAUAGAGGACAUGACAGAAGAAGCCUUCCAAAAACAUAUUCAAGCAUUAGCAAUUCGUCGACUUGACAAACCAAAGAAAUUAUCUGCAGAGUGUGCUAAAUAUUGGGGAGAAAUCAUCUCCCAGCAAUACAAUUUUGACAGAGAUAAUAUAGAAGUUGCAUAUUUAAAGACCCUUACCAAGGAAGACAUCAUCAAAUUCUACAAAGAAAUGUUAGCAGUAGAUGCCCCAAGGAGACAUAAGGUAUCCGUUCACGUUCUUGCCAGGGAAAUGGAUUCUUGUCCUGUUGUUGGAGAGUUCCCCUGUCAAAAUGAUAUAAAUUUGUCACAAGCACCAGCCUUGCCACAACCUGAAGUGAUUCAGAACAUGACUGAGUUCAAGCGUGGUUUGCCACUAUUUCCCCUUGUGAAACCACAUAUUAACUUCAUGGCUGCAAAACUCUGAAGAUUCCCAUUCACUGCUGGGAAAGUAAAAGAGGAUGUAUUCCUGAGUCUUCCAGAGCCUAGGAAAACAGUCUUGGCCACUUUAAUAGUUUCUGGUUCAUUAUCAGAGACACAGACAAAAAGAAGUUAUCAUAUGUCAUUAUGUAGAAAUAUUAAAAAUCCAAAGUAAUUAAAUUACAGUCUUAGAGAUGUAGAAUAUUUUUAAAAUACAUGCCUCAAAUAUUUUACAUUUUUCUUUUCAUUACUAAGAGAAAUUUCCCUUAUAUAACUGCUUAAAAUGAUGAAUGAUAUUCCUAUAGAAUCUUUCUUCCCUAUUCUGUAAAAUAGUCACUUGUCUGAAGAAAAUAAAAGUUAGCUUUUUUGUAAAAGCCUCCUAGGUUGGCAUAGAAGGCUUUAAAACAUUUAAAAAGGUAUUACCUUUUUAAAAAUUGAUCUUCAAAUUUGCUUUCUACUUGAUGGUUUCAUGUAAAUCAAUGGAGAACAUGACAUUUGGCAGAUAAUGCACAAAGCAAAGUCAUUUUCUUUUAUUAGUGAAAUUGCUGGUUAUAUAAGGCAUGGUUUUAAUCUUUUUAUAAAAUUUGAACAUGUUUUUUAUUCCAACUAGCAAAAUGCUGGAAAAAUCUAGAAUACCCUACUUAUUUACAGUGCUAGAAAUACAGAUUUACCCUACAUCAAUUUUGUCCCAAACUGAAUUUCUCAGGAUUACUGUGGUUUGUUUUUGAUUGAAUUAUAUUGCCAUUCUUGUUCAUAGUUGGUUUGCAGUGUUCUGUCAGUUUUACCAUUUCUCAUCAACAUGUUGCUGUAUUUACUUAACAAGUACAAAUGGAGUCAACUUCAGAUUCUACUGAGUGUGUGACAUGCUUUUCCAACAUCAGCUAUUGUUACCACCCUUAACUUUUUACUACAGUGAAAUUGCAGUCAGUGUGUGAACCACAAUAUUUUGCCCCUUUAUGAAUUUAAAAGGCAGCAAAUACAAAGCCACCUAUUUGGACAUAUGCAUUCUUAAGUAGUGAGUUCCAUAAGAUUAAAUCCCUCGUUGAUACCAGUCUGAUCUUGCCUUAAGUGUUAUUUUUUUUAAUAUAUAAAUAUAAACAUACAUACAGAUGACUGGAGUGGACUUUUAAAAAUAUUUUUUUCAUGAGAUACUAUUUUAGGUGAAAUUGUUAUUAUAGAUUUAACAGCUGUUUUGAAAUAUUUACUAUUAUUAAAACUUGCUUCAAGAGAAAUUGUGAAUAUAUUUCCACAUACAGGCACUAGUAAUAGUAAGUGGUCCUGUUGUCCACUAACUCAGGCAAMGAAUGGCAUUUUCAAAUGAAAUGUAACCUCCCCUUAUGACUUGAUUUGCCAGGACUUCUUUCUGUGGAGUCAUGUCUUUUCACAUCUUAGGUUUUUCCAUUUUCCAAAUUAUCUCAAUUUGGGGCAAGAAUGAUAACUAGUCACAACCUAGGAGACUGCUUUCAAAAGCAGGGCUCCCUUUCUAUUGUCAGGUCAAUGUGGUGCUGUAACUGUCUYUUUAUCUAACUUCAAGAGCCUCCUUGUGUGAAGCUGUCUUGGUCCAUCAGAAGGUGUAUGAAGUUAUCACUUCCUUCUGGUCUCAUGCAUUURUAGACUAUGCAGCUUUUCAUCAAACUACAAAUAUAUACAAGAUGAAUCUAAAAUUUGUCCUGAGUGUUUAAAUCCAUCACUGUAAAAGUAAAUGAAAAUCCACCUACCUUUUCUGUGGAAAAUUAUGUGCUAUUGAGUAACUUUUAGCUCUUUAAAAACAAAAAUGAAUAAAAUUUACAAGUGUCAUUUGUAUGAGGAAAGGCACCUGAAGAGAUCUGAAAGCAAUUCCUUGUAGUCUUCCAUGAACCUGCACUUGUUUAGUGUGCUCUAGCACUUUCUGGUUUCCAAAUGGGAUCUAGAGCUACUGUUGGGUCACUCAGGCAUACUAAUGGAUUCAUUUAAAUGGAUCCCAGCUGCAGUCCAUGAGCAAUAACAGACUACCCCAAAUACUUCUWUUUACUCYGUGUUUAGCAGAUGAGAUUUGUGAAACACAUUAAGUUAUUAGUUACUGGGGACUUUUUAAGUCUUGUUUUUGACUAGUUGAUGUGAAAGAGCAUGUGACACAGCCAGUAUGAUAGAGUCCUAGGGUUUUCCUGUUUACAAUAAAUUGGCUGAAUU
Urocitellus parryii (Arctic ground squirrel) is the source of this 5294-nucleotide messenger RNA. It is a transcript of the gene Ide, whose product is annotated as insulin degrading enzyme. Lineage: Eukaryota; Metazoa; Chordata; Mammalia; Rodentia; Sciuridae. The record is from RefSeq and is a predicted model, not a curated record. Gene Ontology annotation, molecular function: metal ion binding; metalloendopeptidase activity. Gene Ontology annotation, biological process: peptide catabolic process; amyloid-beta metabolic process; hormone catabolic process. Gene Ontology annotation, cellular component: mitochondrion; peroxisomal matrix; cytosol.